AUGUGGUUUCUGCUCAACUGGUGCAAGGGAGAAGGGGUAGACCCAACUCAUGCAUUAAUAGUUAAAGAUGUUCCGGAAGAGGUCAGUGUUGGAACCAUUGAGGACAGCCUAAACACUAUAAAGCGUCUUGGUCGUGUCAAAGUGAAAGGGCGGAUGUUUGAUCCUGACACUCAUGGCCUUGUUGUGCUGUGCAUAUGUAGUGAGAUAGUGAACAUCAAUGUAAUCCCCCCAGAAGUGAGGCCCGUAGAGGGAGGCCAGUGGUCUUUAAGUACACUUAAUGAUGCCAAUAGUGGUGCAGCAGCCACACCUGAAUUCCCCAGUCCCAGUGAUCCACAGCUGUCCGCUCUUUUAAAAGCAGUAGGGGACAUACUAGAGAAAGUCCCUAGACCAAUGGCUCCAGAGAAUACAGCAUUUCGGCGAUUGCACCCAUUUUCUGGGACUGCCCCUAUACCCAAUGGAGCAGAAACCCUUGAUACUUGGCUUAUGCAAGCCCGUUUAAUGGUUGAUGAGUGUGAGUGCUCCGACAGUGAAAAGCGCAAACGAAUUAUUGAGAGCUUAAAGGGCCCAGCCCUUGAAAUUGCCCAGGCUGUUAGAUCCAGUGACCCCCAAGCCACUCCUCAAGCUUAUCUUGGAGCCCUAGAACAAGCUUUUGGUUCUUCAGAGUCGGGGGAAGAUUUAUACUAUGCCUUCCGAGCGCUGUGA
Neoarius graeffei (lesser salmon catfish) is the source of this 702-nucleotide messenger RNA. RefSeq names its product paraneoplastic antigen Ma1 homolog. The record is from RefSeq and is a predicted model, not a curated record. Lineage: Eukaryota; Metazoa; Chordata; Actinopteri; Siluriformes; Ariidae. The coding region runs from base 1 to 702 and encodes 233 amino acids. The transcript has a single exon.